AUGUCAAGACGAAGGGUCAAGGAUAUGGAUUUGAUCUAUCUAGAUCUCAAGAAGAUGAUCCAACCGCAUAUUCUGGCAUAUAUUAAUGAUCACUCACAAUUACUCACCCUACAUCUUCUUCGACCAUUUUCGUUUGGGUUGUUGGAAGCGCUUGGACCAUCAAGGGCUACAGCGCCACUUCCGCACUCUGUCGAAACAGCAGUAGGAGUGGAUACUUCCAUCGGGUGCGGCAUCCCUCACGUCGGUGAGAUCGCCUUCGCAGUUGCCCGACGCAUCCAACUCUCAGCACCCCGACCGAAGCAAUGGCCUUUUAUUCCACGAUUCCUAUGCCUUUGUCCCCCUCCAACCUGGAUGCCUUGCCUGAUAUCGGACCUGAUUUUUCUCCAGAAGAACUUAACGUUCGUCACCCCAUCUGGGUUAACCCCACGAGACAACCUGAAUGCCUCCGACUCAUCCACAGCGCCGCCUACUCCCUCACCCUCGGCCAGCUCAUCGCCGAGCGAAUUAUCGAAGGACUCAUCCGACCGAGCAUCUAGAAGAAGGCUCAACACGCUGGCUGCCCGGCGGUAUCGCCAACGUCGUGUUGAUCGUACCCAUGAAUUGGAAGCAGAAUUGGAUGUCUUCAAGCAGGAGCGGGAUGCGUUAAAAAUGCGAGUCUCCAAAUUGGAGGGAGAGGCCAAUGCGCUGAAAUGUUUACUGAAGGUUCAAAAUUCGAAGUGGUCUCACUCUAGUUGA
Molecule: messenger RNA, 735 nt
Organism: Aspergillus niger
Lineage: Eukaryota; Fungi; Ascomycota; Eurotiomycetes; Eurotiales; Aspergillaceae
Exons: 3
Coding region: 1-735 (244 amino acids)
Biological process (GO): DNA-templated transcription; regulation of transcription by RNA polymerase II
Molecular function (GO): RNA polymerase II cis-regulatory region sequence-specific DNA binding; DNA-binding transcription factor activity, RNA polymerase II-specific
Source: RefSeq, a predicted model, not a curated record